This is a messenger RNA of Nothobranchius furzeri (turquoise killifish), 4386 nucleotides long. NCBI's taxonomy places the organism in Eukaryota, Metazoa, Chordata, Actinopteri, Cyprinodontiformes, Nothobranchiidae. The record is from RefSeq and is a predicted model, not a curated record.
AUGAACGAACAGAUAAUAAAAGAAUCAGAUCUGACUCAGCUUCAUGUAGGAAUUGAUGUAACAGUUCAGUGCAGUACGUCAGGAAAACUUGAAGAAUAUGCAGCAACAAAAAACAAACAAGCAAAAAAACAAAACAAAGCACAUGCAGACGGGAAACUUUAUGCUUCAAUGUCUCAUAAAGAAAAAAUGCAGAUCAACCAGAGGAUGGGCUCUGCAUGGAUAUUAAAGCUCCAGCCUGAAACCCGAAAAACAAAUCAGCCAACAGAACGAAGCAGAGAGCAUCCGAACAUCCACCACAGCAGGGAGAAUAACAUAUUGUCUGGAAAGAAACACAACAACAAAAAUGAUCAAGAUUUGUGUCAUCUUAUUUCUCUGUGCUGCCUUGGGAUUUCCUGUAAAAACUGGAGCCCAAAGCACAACCACAGCUGCUCCAACUACAACCACAACAGCUCCAACUACAACAACAACAACUGCUUCAACUACAACCACAGCAGUUCCAACUACAACAACAACUGCUUCAACCACAACAACAACUACUUCAACUACAACCACAGCAGUUCCAACUACAACAACAACAACUGCUUCAACUACAACCACAGCAGCUCCAACUACAACAACGUCUUCUUCAACCACAACAACAACAGCUCCAACUACAACAACAACUACUUCAACUGCAACAACAGCUCCAACUACAACAACAACUGCUUCAACCACAACCACAACAGCUCCAACAACAAUAACAACAGCUUCAACAACAACCACAGCUGCUCCAACUACAACAACUGCUUCAACUACAACCACAACAGCUCCAACUACAACAACAACUGCUUCAACUACAACCACAGCCACUCCAACUACAACAACAACUGCUUCAACUACAACCACAGCUCCUCCAACUACAACAACAACUGCUUCAACCACAUCCACAGCUGCUCCAACAACAAUAACAACAGCUUCAACAACAACCACAGGUGCUCCAACUACAACAACUGCUUCAACUACAACCACUACAGCUCCAACUACAACAACAACUGCUUCAACUACAACCACAGCUCCUCCAACUACAACAACAACUGCUUCAACUACAACCACAACAGCUCCAACUACAACAACAACAGCUCCAACUACAACAACAACUGCUUCAACUACAACCACAACAGCUCCAACUACAACAACAACAGCUCCAACUACAACAACAACUGCUUCAACUACAACCACAACAGCUCCAACUACAACAACAACAGCUCCAACUACAACAACAACUGCUUCAACUACAACCACAACAGCUCCAACUACAACAACAACUGCUUCAACUACAACCACAACAGCUCCAACAACAACUACAACAACAACAACUGCAUCAACUACAACCACAACAGCUCCAACAACAACAACAACAACAACAACUGCUUCAACCACAACCACAGCUGCUCCAACUACAACAACGUCUGCUUCAACCACAGCAACAACAGCUCCUACUACAUCAACAACUGCUUCAACCACAUCCACAGCUGCUCCAACAACAAUAACAACAGCUUCAACAACAACCACAGGUGCUCCAACUACAACAACUGCUUCAACUACAACCACAGCCACUCCAACUACAACAACUGCUUCAACUACAAUCACAACAGCUCCAACUACAACAACAACUGCUUCAACUACUACCACAACAGCUCCAACUACAUCAACAACUGCUUCAACCACAUCCACAUCAGCUCCAACAACAAUAACAACAGCUUCAACAACAACCACAGCUGUUCCAACUACAACAACAACUGCUUCAACUACACCAACAUCUACUUCAACAACAACCACAGGUGCUACAACUACAACAUCUGCUUCAACAACAACCACAGGUGCUACAACUACAACAUCUGCUUCAACAACAACCACAGCUGCUCCUACUGCAACAACUGCCUCAACUACAACCACAGCUGCUCCAACUACAACAACAACUGCUUCAACCACAACCACAUCAGCUCCAACAACAAUAACAACAGCUCCAACAACAACCACAGCUGUUCCAACUACACCAACAUCUGCUUCAACAACAACCACAAGUGCUCCAACUACAACAUCUGCUUCAACCACAACCACAUCAGCUCCAUCAACAAUAACAACAGCUUCAACAACAACCACAGCUGUUCCAGCUACACCAACAUCUGCUUCAACAACAACCACAAGUGCUCCAACUACAACAUCUGCUUCAACCACAACCACAUCAGCUCCAACAACAGUAACAACAGCUUCAACAACAACCACAAGUGCUCCAACUACAACAUCUGCUUCAACCACAACCACAUCAGCUCCAUCAACAAUAACAACAGCUUCAACAACAACCACAGCUGUUCCAACUACACCAACAUCUGCUUCAACAACAACCACAACUGCUCCUACUGCAACAACUACUUCAACUACAACCACCACAGCUCCAACUACAACAACAGUUUCAACAACAACCACAUCAGCUCCAACAACAAUAACAACAGCUUCAACAACAACAACAGCUGUUCCAACUACAACAACAACUUCUUCAACUACACCAACAUCUACUUCAACAACCCUAGCUGCUCCAACUACAACAACAACUGCUUCAACCACAACCACAUCAGCUCCAACAACAAUAACAACAGCUUCAACAACAACCACAGCUGUUCCAACUACACCAACAUCUGCUUCAACAACAACCACAAGUGCUCCAACUACAACAUCUGCUUCAUCUACAAUCACAGCUGCUCCUACUGCAACAACUACUUCAACUACAACCACCACAGCUCCAACUGCAACAACGAUUUCAACUACAACCACAGCUGCUCCUACUGCAACAACUACUUCAACUACAACCACAGCUGCUCCAACUACAACAACAACUGCUUCAACAACAACCACAUCAGCUCCAACAACAAUAACAACAGUUUCAACAACAACCACAGCUGUUCCAACUACACCAACAUCUGCUUCAACAACAACCACAGCAGCUCCUACUGCAACAACUACUUCAACUACAACCACCGCAGCUCCAACUGCAACAACUGCCUCAACUACAACCACAUCUGCUCCAGCUUCAAUAUCAUCUGCUUCAACGACAGCCACAGCUGCUCCUACUGCAACAACUACUUCAACUACAGCCACAGCUGCUCCUACUGCAACAACUACUUCAACUACAGCCACAUCAGCUUCAACUACAAUCACAGCUGCUCCUACUGCAACAACUACUUCAACUACAACCACAGCCGCUCCAACUUCAACAACAACGACUUCAACUGCAACCACAGCUGCUCCAACUGCAACAACGGUUUCAACUACAAUCACAGCCGCUCCUACUGCAACAACUACUUCAACUACAACCACCGCAGCUCCAACUGCAACAACUGCUUCAACUACAACCACAUCUGCUCCUACUGCAACAACUACUUCAACUACAAUCACAGCUGCUCCUACUGCAACAACUGCCUCAACUACAACCACAUCUGCUCCAGCUUCAAUAUCAUCUGCUUCAACGACAGCCACAGCUGCUCCUACUGCAACAACUACUUCAACUACAGCCACAGCUGCUCCUACUGCAACAACUACUUCAACUACAGCCACAGCUGCUCCUACUGCAACAACUACUUCAACUACAGCCACAGCUGCUCCUACUGCAACAACUACUUCAACUACAGCCACAGCUGCUCCUACUGCAACAACUACUUCAACUACAGCUACAUCAGCUUCAACUACAAUCACAGCUGCUCCUACUGCAACAACUACUUCAACUACAACCACAGCAGCUCCAGCUUCAAUAACAUCUGCUUCAACCACAAUCACAGCUGCUCCAACUUCAACAACAACGACUUCAACUGCAACCACUGCAGCUCCAACUGCAACAACGAUUUCAACUACAAUCACUGCUGCUCCAACUGCAACAACGGUUUCAACUACAAUCACUGCUGCUCCAACUGCAACAACUACUUCAACUACAGCCACAGCUGCUCCAACUGCAACAACGGUUUCAACAACAACCACAGCCGCUCCUACUGCAACAACAAUUUCAACUGCAACCACCGCAGCUCCAACUGCAACAACUACUUCAACUACAACCACAUCUGCUCCUACUGCAACAACUACUUCAACUACAACCACAUCUGCUCCUACUGCAACAACUACUUCAACCACAACCACAGCCGCUCCUACUGCAACAACUACUUCAACCACAACCACAGCCGCUCCUACUGCAACAACUACUUCAACUACAACCACAUCUGCUCCUACUGCAACAACUACUUCAACCACAACCACAGCCGCUCCUACUGCAACAACUACUUCAACCACAACCACAGCCGCUCCUACUGCAACAACUACUUCAACUACAACCACAGCCGCUCCUACUGCAACAACUACUAA